Molecule: messenger RNA, 3321 nt
Organism: Sciurus carolinensis (gray squirrel)
Lineage: Eukaryota; Metazoa; Chordata; Mammalia; Rodentia; Sciuridae
Gene: Gpr135
Product: G protein-coupled receptor 135
Exons: 1
Coding region: 135-1649 (504 amino acids)
Biological process (GO): G protein-coupled receptor signaling pathway
Cellular component (GO): membrane
Molecular function (GO): G protein-coupled receptor activity
Source: RefSeq, a predicted model, not a curated record
UCCCCAGCGACCGUCACCCCUCCAGCCCAGCCCGACUCCCCGCAGCGGCCGCUCCCCGGCCCGAGCCACCUCUCCGGCCCAGCAGCCGCCUCCCGGGUGCGGGAUGAACAGAUCCGCGGCCGCCGCGGGGCCCCAUGGAGGAGCAUCCGCGGCCGCCGCCGGCCCGCCCACCAGUGAGCAUGGCCUUGCCGGGCACCCCACACCCCGGCGCCCCCUCCGCGGCCAGCUCGCCUGGCGGGACUUCCUCCGCCGCAACAGCGGCCGUGCUCUCCUUCAGCACUGUGGCGACCGCGGCGGCCGCGGCUCUGGGGAACCAGAGCGACGCCAGCGGGGGAGGCAGCGCUGCCGCUCUAGGUGGCGGCGACGACGGCGGCAGGCCCGGGGCGGCUGGGGCGGUGCGGGUGGCGGCGGCGGCGGCGAGGCCAGCGCUGGGCCCGGAGGCGGCGCCGCUGCUGUCGCACGGGGCGGCGGUGGCAGCGCAGGCGCUCGUCCUGCUGCUCAUCUUCCUGCUGUCUAGCCUGGGCAACUGCGCGGUCAUGGGGGUGAUCGUGAAGCACCGGCAGCUCCGCACCGUCACCAAUGCCUUCAUCCUGUCUCUGUCCCUGUCGGAUCUGCUCACCGCGCUCCUCUGCCUGCCCGCCGCCUUCCUGGACCUCUUCACGCCGCCGGGAGGCUCGGCGCCCGAGGUCGCCGCGGGGCCUUGGCGCGGCUUCUGCGCAGCCAGCCGCUUCUUCAGCUCGUGCUUCGGCAUCGUGUCCACGUUCAGCGUGGCCCUCAUUUCGCUAGACCGCUACUGCGCGAUUGUGCGGCCGCCCCGGGAGAAGAUCGGCCGGCGCCGCGCGCUGCAGCUCCUGGCCGGCGCCUGGCUGGUGGCUCUAGGCUUCUCCUUGCCCUGGGAGCUGUUUGGGGCGUCCCGGGAGCUCUCCGCAGUGCAGAGCUUCCACGGCUGCCUUUACCGGACCUCCCCAGACCCCGCGCAGCUGGGCGCGGCCUACAGCGUGGGGCUGGUGGUGGCCUGCUACUUGCUGCCCUUCCUGCUCAUGUGCUUCUGCCACUAUCACAUCUGCAAGACCGUGCGCCUGUCGGACGUGCGCGUUCGGCCGAUGACCACCUACGCGCGUGUGCUGCGCUUCUUCAGCGAGGUGCGCACUGCCACCACCGUGCUCAUCAUGAUUGUCUUCGUCAUCUGCUGCUGGGGUCCCUACUGCUUCCUGGUGCUGCUGGCCGCGACCCGGCAGGCCCAGGCCGCGCAGGCCCCUUCGCUCCUCAACGUAGUGGCUGUCUGGUUGACCUGGGCAAAUGGGGCCAUCAACCCUGUCAUCUAUGCCAUCCGCAACCCCAACAUUUCUAUGCUUCUAGGGCGCAACCGCGAAGAGGGGUACCGGACUAGAAAUGUGGACGCUUUCCUACCCAGUCAGGGCCAGGGUCUGCAGGCCAGAAGCCGUAAUCGCCUUCGAAACCGCUAUGCCAACCGUCUGGGGGGUUGCAGUAGGAUGUCCUCCUCCAACCCAGUCAGUGGGGCAGGAGGUGACGUGGCCAUGUGGGCCCGCAAAAACCCAGUUGUGCUUUUCUGCAGGGAGGGACCACCAGAACCUGUGACCGCAAUAGCCAAACAGCCUAAAUCCAAAACCGGGGAUACCAGCCUCUAAAAGGGUUGGGAUGGACAGCUUGUCAAGGCGAACUUCCACCCCUUCAUUGAAUGAUAAAGAAUUCCAGGGAGAAUCUUGGAUUUCAUGCCAAACAUUGAAAACUAAAGAGAGGGGGAGGGUUGCCACUUUCCCCAAACAACAUAAAAACAAUGUUCCCUUCUUCAGAAAGUGCCAAAAGGAAUGCAAAAUGCAAAAUUAAAACAAUCUAAGCCACACAACCAAGCAUUGUGAACUUAAGUGCCAAAAAUAAAAAUGACAUAAAUAAAAUUCACAAUUACCGAAAAGCUCAUAUUACAGGAAUCACACUGUGAAACAAAGCAAAAAUCACUGAAGGCAACCAGUAUUUGUUCAAUACAUAGUUACAGGUAUGACUGGAGACCCUCAGAACUGCUUGAAGGCCCCUCUAAAUCACCAGCAUUGAACAAAAAUCUUUAGUUUCUAGAACUUGCACCUCUGACACAUGCUUAGGUGCUGGGGGGUGCUUAGGUUUGGGAGUAGAACAUUCUUAUCCUACACAAAUUGGUGCACUUCUCCCCAUCCUUGUACUCUCGCGUGGGAAAUUUUAAAUUCAGAUCUUAUUUUGAAACCAUUUUGGAAUUUCGAAAAGUUGGUUUAUUACUACAUAAAAGUUAAACAUCUGAAGGGUGAAUAACAUAAAGAAAUAUGACUGUUUUUAAAAGUAUUCCAAGAUUAUUCAUAAAAAUUAAUGUCCCUUCCACCCUCAUUCCCAUGCCCCCACGACCCCGGUCACGUCCCAGGUCAUGUCCCAAAUAUCUGUCUUGGGAAACUUGGAAGCUUACCCUUACUCUAACCUGCUUACUCUAGUUUAUGAUAACUUUAGGAUGCCACUUUCAGAAGACUUUCACAUUUUAAAAAGAUAAUAACUUUCAUAGUAGAAAAUCUUUUGUAUUUUAACAAAAAUCUGAUUUUCUUUUGGUACAGCCAAAACUGUAAUUUGAAGUCAAAUUGAUUGAAUAAGGUGAGUGAUGCUAUUAAGUAACAAGACUGGGUUUACCAUAUGGUAUUUAACUAAUUGAAGAUAAUUCCAAAGAGGAAUUCUAAAAAUUGUUUAAGAAGUGACCACAUUCCUGGAAUAGUCAACAGAGCUUUCUAAGAGGUUCACGCUUUCCUACUUUGAACAUUUGGGCAUAUAUUUAAAAAAAAAAAAACAAAGUAGUCGAUUGCCGCUUUAUAGACAGUAAAAUAUCAUUGUCUUUAUUAGAAAGGAAGAAUAGGUGUGAAACUAUUAUAUGAAAGAAGGUAUUAAAAACAAAGGUGUACAUUUGGAGAGGUACCUCAAGCCUAUUGCGGAUGUCUUCAGAAAUAUGUGAGAACUGAGAUACUUUUUACAAUAAUUCGAAAGCACAAUUUAGGAUUUAUCUAUAUGAAAUUUCUUACAUUGAAUGUCACUGUACACAGAAUCAUUUCCUCAGAAUUUUAAAAGAUGUUUUUCUGUUUUUUCUCUUUCCUUCUCUCCAUCCUGCUCCUCUUUUCUUCAAUAUUUUGCAGCCUUAACUGAUUUAACCUGGUAUGAAAAGACAUCAACUCACUAUGAAGAUUUCAAUGUGAAAUAGCCAGCAAUUUUUCUUGUAAAGUAUUUAAAGGUGUUUAUUAGUGUUUAAGUCUUUGUGUGACUUUUGUAAUCAAAGUUGGAAAUACAUGAUUCCUGUCA